Messenger RNA from Zychaea mexicana, 1959 nucleotides. RefSeq lists its product as uncharacterized. The coding region runs from base 167 to 1858 and encodes 563 amino acids. The transcript has 3 exons. Gene Ontology annotation, cellular component: nuclear chromosome. The record is from RefSeq and is a predicted model, not a curated record. Gene Ontology annotation, molecular function: DNA binding; DNA-binding transcription factor activity. Gene Ontology annotation, biological process: meiotic cell cycle; positive regulation of transcription by RNA polymerase II. Lineage: Eukaryota; Fungi; Mucoromycota; Mucoromycetes; Mucorales; Lichtheimiaceae.
UUCUCGGCAAGUGCACCAAUGCAUCCUCCCGUACAUCAGCAUCCUUCUUCAUAUACCUCAGCAAAUGGCGGUGGAUAUUCAGCAAAGCCAGAGACGCCGACCGCCGACUCGCGACUACCUGGGUAAUGAGACUUUGUUGGAUGAUCACUAAUUUUAGCGAGGGAGAAUGAAAGAAGCUAACAUCAACAACGCCAAUCACGUCCAUAGUGUUCCUCCUCCCCGCCUCAGCCCCAUUAGUGCCGAUGCCACGUCGCCAACAAGACCUCCAUCCAACGGUCCCUAUGCUACCUCCCCUCCGUUCCAUGGCGCCGCAUACAUGCCUCCCGCUGUCCCUAGAAAGCGUGGCCGAAGCGACUCACUCUUUCCUCCCGAGACAGGCCCAUUCUUCAGCUCUACAAAGCCAUUCGACAAUCUGUUUGCGCUUGAUAGAACCACCCUGUUGACGCUUCGAAUCCAAUCAAAGAUGGACCGAGGAUUCUUCCUUGCGGACAAUGACUGGACGUGCUAUCGACGCAACUAUUUCCAAGUCAGUAGUGCAUUUUCUAUCCAUGGGAUCAACCACUACUACACCGAACACGAACCGCCGUGCCUUGUCCGUGCGGACGAUGGCAUGUUUUAUCCCGUGCGUCGCUUCUUGCUGGGCGUCUCUGCACGUGUCUCUAAUAGCGACAAGCGGAUCGAACUCGUUCAGCACACGCCCAAGCGUGACAAGGGCCCUCAAAUGACCCCGCAGCCAAAGCCAAUCACGCCCGGCGGAAAUCUCAGCAUGAGCUCAGUCGGAACGAACCAGAACAUUGUUACCUUUGAGCGCAUCCAGUUCAAGACGGCCACCGCCAACAAUGGCAAACGACGUGCCGCACAGCAGUACUACGUCUGUGUCACUGAUCUCUUUGCCGAAACGGAUCAAGGCGAGCCGAUCAAAAUCGCGUCCUGCCAGUCUGCGCCUCUCGUCGUGCGUGGUCGUAGUCCCGGCCACUACACCGACAGCCAGGAGCGCCCAGGCAUGUUGGGGCCAAACGCUGCCGCUCCUCCGCCACCGCCCACCCCGACACAGUCACCUCACCACCAUCAUCCACCUCCCUCGGCAGCAGCUCCUGACCACGGUGCAGCAGCAGCAGCAGCAGCAGCAGCAGCAUUCCCAAGACCGCCGUACACGCCACCCAACAUGAUGCCAAAUGAUUACGGAUCGCCAUCGUAUCCGUAUUAUCCUACGCAUUUCGGCCCUGUACCGCCUACAAUGAUGAUGAGCCAUCCACCCACGCCUUCGUCGUCUUCAUCGGCAGCGCCUCCACCGCCUCCCACGCCAAGCUACCACGGCAAUGGACAUCAUCAUCAUCAGCAUCAUCAUCAUCCUCCUCCUCCGCAUCAGCAUCACCACCACCAUCAUCCUCCGCCACCUCCGCCACCUCCAUCGCAUCAACCUCCAUACAUGAUGUCCACAGGCUCGCCACAGUCGCCGACGCCACAGAUGUACAACGGUGGCGAGUUUGCAGCUCCACCGCCACCCCAUCCUCAGACGCCUGUGCAUGAAGAGCACAAGCUCGCUCAUCCACCCACGCCUAAUAACGGCUAUGUGCCCACAAUGGAUCCUGCGGCUGCAGCCGCCGCUGUGGAUUGGUCGGGCACUCGCUCGCGAUUGAACUCGACUGGAUCGGUACCGCAACAAUCGCCCCAUCCCCAUCAUCAACAGCAGCAGUCGUAUUUCGCAGCAGCAGCUGCUGCUCAGGGCACACCCACGUUGUCUUCCAACGCAUCCCAAACAAGCGCAUUCUCGCCCACGACGCCAACCACGCCCUAUGUGGGUGCACGCAAGUACAAUGCGGUGACCAACAUUUGUAAUCAGCAAGCUACAUCAUAGAUCAGAUAAUAAUAUUUAUACAAUCCCCGCUCUUUCUAUUCUAUCUCUCUUCUCUCCAACUACUCUCUUUGUCUCCUAUACUUCGCCUAAAGAAAAGCCAU